AAAUCGAAAAAAAAAAAAAAAAAGGAGAGAGAAAAGCCUCUGUGUGCCCAAACGUGAAGCCGCAGACGCACAAACACCACUGACAGGCAGUGCUGCGCCAUCACCAGCCCCGAACCUCUCCAGGGAUCUGCUGCUGCUCACAGCUUUCACAAAGAUACAACUUGGAUAUUUCUCUGCUCACUUUGUCUUCUGAGGACCUCCUUUUUUAUGUUCUUUAAGAAAAAAAUAUUUUUUUUUCAGCAUCAGCCCCUGGUUAAAUAAAAUGAUCAUUUCAAGGUGUAAGAACCCCCCACAGGUACGGACGGAGGUGGGGAGCCUGUGAUCUCCGGAGGAGCAGGAGCGACGUUAGUGCGUAAAUCUGAAAGGAUCGUUUUUAAAGGAAAGUGUUUUUUUUUUUUUUGGAGAGGUUGUGAGGUGAUUCCGUUUGACGCGUAUUGGCACCAAUUCGGAGGACUUAUCUGUUGCGGAGCAGAGGUGACUGAGAAAUUAAAGAGAGUAUUUUGGAUAGUUUCCCCCCCGCAACUCCUCAACAAGGAAGCAAAUGUUGCUCUCCGUAUUGCUGCUGCUUUCCCGUCAUCGGUCCUCACACUGGGAUUCAAUCUGCCGCUUCCCCCCGGAGCUGCUGGGUGCGUAAAAAGACGCGCAGCGGUGCGGAAGAGCCCGAGCGGGAGAGAGAGAGAGAGAGAGAGAGAGAGAGAGGAACCCGAGGAGGGAGAUCCGGACAAGCCUUCCCGGGGGGCUCCCAGUCUGUGGGAGCAGGUGUAUUUCAGCUGUUUUACCCCCCACCCUCUCUGAAAGCCAAGAUGUCUCUGCUGCCUUCGAGGUUCAUAUACCUGUGUUUACAUUUUCUGGUCCUCUAUUUCCAGGUACAGGAAUCCCAGCAGAGCACUGCCGACUUUAGGUUUUACAUCGAAAACCACACGAGAAACCCGGACGACUUGAGCCGGAAGCAGGUCCGGAUCUAUCAGCUCUACAGCCGAACCACGGGCAAACACGUUCAAAUCUUGGGGAAGAGAAUCAACGCCAAUGGAGAUGAUGGGGGCAAGUAUGCUCUUCUUGUUGUUGAGACGGAAACCUUUGGGAGCCACGUCCGAAUAAAAGGAAAAGAGAGCGAACAUUACAUUUGCAUGAACGAGAAGGGGAAAAUCAUCGGAAGGCCCGACGGGAGGAAGCAGGAGUGCGUCUUUGUGGAGGAAUUCCUGGAGAACAACUACACGGCCCUGGUGUCGGCCAAAUACAAGGGAUGGUACCUGGGCUUCAACCGGAAGGGGCGGCCCAAGAAGGGCUCGCGCACCACGCAGCGGCAGCAGGAAGUCCACUUCAUGAAGCGCCAGCCCAAGGGCAGGGCGGACCCGCUGGAGGAGUUCCGUUUCACCACAGUGACAAAGCGGACACGAAGGGCUCGGCGGUUAAAGUCCAACCCCAAGAGGAACUGAUGGCACCAACGGGACAGCACUAGAUACUCUCACUGAGGGGGGCGGGAGGGGAGGGGUCACACUUCGUAAAAGAAUCACCUUAAAGACCUCACCUCUGUAAGGGAAAGACGGACAAACUAAAAGAACAAAGAUGUUUUAUUUUUGUAUUUCAGGAUGACAGUGCUUCACGGCUCCUGGAUUCUUCUGCGUUGCUGUCGUUGUUGUCGUCGUUGUUGUUAUUUAUAGUGGAUAAACUAAAGGACCUCUGAGAGAACUCCUGUGGCUGCUGGCCUCGGCUGCGUCUGAACUGCAAGCUGAGGCCUGCUUUCUUUCUUUCUUCCUUUCUUUUUUUCUGACAAUGGGAACUGAAGCAGGAGCUGACGCAAUGUUAUAAAAAUCAGCCAACUAGAGAUUUAUUGGAAUACCUGUCGGUUUUUGUUUGUGUUGCCCCUGACGACACGGAUCCCAUACUUUCCACUGGAAUUAAGCACCAUGGAUAUGAAGCCCGGMGAGAGGCAGGGCGUGCAGGUGACACUGCGCCGCCAGGAUAACUGUGUAGCUUUGAGUGCAAUAUUUUUACAGGUCUCUUUCGCUCCCGCUCUCUUUCCACACGUCUCCUGGAAUGCGCCGGAAACCGGAAGCUCCGUGACGUUUGGUUYGGCUGAAACACGCUUUGACAACAAAAGAAAAACACGACGGCCGAUGUGAUUCGUAAUUCCAAACUUGUCUUCCAGUUUCACGUCGCGCUCCUUUCAGCUCUUCCUCACAUGUGUUAAACAUGUUUCCAGUGACAAUGCCUUGAUCUUUUUUUUUUUCCAAGCGAGAGCAUGCCAAGCUUUUAGAAGCUGGUGAUGACUUCUUCUACCUCCUUGUGCUUUUUUUUUUUUUUUGUUUAUCUUUACUUAGUCUGAUUAUUUCAGUUGAAUCUGUUUGGUUUGUUUUUCURUGAUUGAGAUGAUCUAGCAGAUGCUUCUGGGGAAACGCACACAGACAGGUAUUCCACACUUCCUAAUCAUAUUUAACAAAUAAAACGACUUCUCAAAAACCUAAAUGACAGGAUUCAGGGAAUCUUUAAGUCGCCUGGAGUUUGUAUCUGAAUCCUUAAAGGAAACGUUAUUUUCUGCCUCUGACAACAAACUCCAGUUUUCUUUCCUUUUUUUUUUGUUUCUUUUUUUGUUUUUCACCAGUAGUAUGUAUUUACCUGUCAACUGGCAGUCUUCUGUAUGAGUUACUACUAACAUGACACAUUUAUGUUUUUUUAAACAAAUCUAAGCAAAAAUAAUAAUAAUUUUAUGACCAUUAUUAAGAUAUUUAUUUCUUCCCUUUGUAAAUAAAAUGUGAGGCCUCUGUUAAUAAAAUGAGGAUUAUAUU
This is a messenger RNA of Austrofundulus limnaeus, 2786 nucleotides long. It is a transcript of the gene fgf24, whose product is annotated as fibroblast growth factor 24. The coding region runs from base 804 to 1436 and encodes 210 amino acids. Lineage: Eukaryota; Metazoa; Chordata; Actinopteri; Cyprinodontiformes; Rivulidae. The transcript has 5 exons. Gene Ontology annotation, molecular function: growth factor activity. The record is from RefSeq and is a predicted model, not a curated record.